CAUUAUUCAGUCUCUUUAGAAACUUCUCCAGGGGAAAAGUGUUGGGAGAUCUACAAAGUGGAAUUCUUUUUCCCCCCCUUUUUCCCCCCUUCACUCUCUCUCUCACUCUCUCUCUCUCUCUCUCUCUUGCCGAUUUGGUAAAAAUCCUCCAACUUUACAGAAAACCUCUUUGUUGUUCUUAACCCAAUCUAGGAAGACGAGGGUAGGGGGGAAAACCCAGCCAGUCCCGACCCAAGCUCAGUCGCUGCUCGACAAAGCCCAGCUCUACCUGCUUCCAUGCUCCUCUAGCCGUUUUUAAUUUGCUGCAGAUAAUAUCAGGACAGUCAAGAGAAGCUCGGUCCCUACUUUGCUGCCUCUUCAGGCUCUGCUCUUGCAAACCUUGCUCUGGAGUGGGGCGUGUGGAUUAUUGUGUACGUCUCUGUGCAGCCUCACCACAGCUGUCCUUGUUCUUUUUUGCCCCUCCUGCCUGUUCAGUGACUUUUUGGGCAGGGGUAACAAAAAAACCCCUCCAACCUGUUGCAUCUGCAAUUUUUUUUGUGGCGGCAGAUUUCGAAAGCCUGUUGGAAUUUUUCUUAUUCUUUUUGAAUCGUUUCGAAGUGGAAAAGCUUUUUUUCCCCCCAGAACCUAAGGAAGGAGCAACUUUAAAAAAAACUCGUUCUCUUUAAAAAGACACUCAACACUGCCUUGGUUGCCAGCGACGCUGCGCCUCUGAGUGCCCUGAAGAUGCUCUUAAGGCAGGUUUUCCUCUUCUGCCUGUGCCUGGGGCUUUCGCAGGGCUUGGGCUCUUUUGUGCACUGUGAACCUUGCGAUGAAAAAGCACACUCCAUGUGCCCUCCCAGCCCUGUGGGCUGCGAGCUGGUGAAGGAGCCUGGCUGCGGAUGCUGCAUGACCUGUGCCCUCGCAGAAGGGCAGUCGUGCGGAGUAUACACGGAGCGAUGCGCUCAAGGCUUGCGCUGCCUGCCACGCCAAGGCGAGGAGAAGCCCUUGCACGCGCUGCUCCAUGGUCGAGGGGCCUGCCUUAAUGAAAAGAGCUACAGGGAGCAAGCCAAGAAUGAAAGGGAAUCCCGUGAACAUGAGGAGCCAACCACAUCAGAGAUGGCAGAGGAGACCUACUCGUCUAAGAUAUACAGGAGCAAGUCCCAUGGGCGCCUCUCUGAUCUGAAGGUUGAAGCCCUGAAGAAGGACCGCAGAAAGAAGCUAACUUUAUCCAAGUUUGUUGGUGGGGCAGAGAACACAGCACACCCUCGGGCAACUGCCCCUGAGCUGAGACCAGAAUUUGAACUGGGCCCUUGCCGUAGACAGAUGGAAGCAUCCCUGCAGGAGUUGAAAUCUAGCCAGCGAAUGAUCCCCCGAGCUGUGCACCUUCCCAACUGUGACAGGAAAGGAUUCUACAAAAGAAAACAGUGCAAACCAUCCAAGGGUCGAAAACGUGGGCUCUGCUGGUGUGUGGACAAGUAUGGACUGAAGCUGCCAGGAAGUGAUUAUGUCACCGGAGACCUCCAAUGCCACAGCUUUGACAGCGGCAACACUGAGUGAAUGCCCCUCUUGCCUCUCUCUGCCAGAGCCUUUCUCUGUCCCCAACCUUCACCUCACGACUGCCCAGGAGACUGAUUCCUUUAAUCUCAUUUAAGAAUCUGAGGACCUCGGAAUCUACAGCACAUAUCUACUCCUCUUAACAGCAAAAAAGAAAAAAGACUAAAAAAAGAAAAAACGACAUGUUAAGCCAAAAACUAAAAGAAAAGAUAAAGACAAGGAUGCCAAGCCAGCCAGCUCCCUUAGGACAAGGCCCUCAAGAAUCCCACAGGCCACCUUACUUGCAAACAACACCAAGGCCUCCCUGACAGCACCCAUGUGGGAAGUUCUCAGAUGCACUUGAAUUAUGUUUUAUUGUUUCUUUAACGUUGUGGGUAUAAAACAUUUACAUGUCACUUCACACAAGGUCGUUUUGCAAACAGAAUCCUAGCACAAGAAGGCCUGACACUAUUCAGUCCUUUUUGGUAUUCUGCUUCAUUGGGUAGCGGGUGGGGUGGUUAAAUGAUGCAUUCAUGUUUAGUUCCCUCUCUCCCAUCACAGACUGAACUUUAGCUACUCUCUGUCUCUCACUCACUCACAUUUUUGUUUAAUAAAAAGCAAGUGGGUCAGAGCACAAAAGAAUGUACAGCAGUCAGGACAAAUUGAAGCAAAACGCUUUCCAUUCCCACUGGGACUUUUUCCCUGGGCGGUAGGCAAGAGGUUUGACUUGAGUAAUUGAGGUGUCAUUGUGCAUCCCUGUUCUAUGUAAAUACAGAUCUAAAUGCAUUUAUUUUUUUUUUGUUGAACAUGGCCCAGUUUGUACAAGCAGAGCCAUUUGACCUUAAUUCUGCAAGAAAUCCCUCAGACCUCUUUGCAUUUAUUAGUAUAAGAUGGUCAAAAUCACCCAUUUGCAGGAUUGGGACCCUGGCUGAAACAACAGGGAGUCCUAUGUCCCCUGCAAAUAUAUGAAACAUUAUUGUUUUUGAAAAUGAACUGGUAGACAACUACACCCAAGUGGGUUAGAAAUUUCUGUCAUAUCUAUUUUUUACUGCAAGAAAAAGGAUGAAAAAUGCUAACCAUAUUUCAUUCUCAAGUAUCCUAAAUAGGUACCCUGCUCAGGAAAAUCUGAAGAAGAUAGCUCAGAAUUAAUUGUACCCCUGAAACGUAGAUGCAAACCUGUCCCACAAAAAAAAAACUACCUGAUAUCUAAAAAUAUCUGAGAGUCUCUGUAGAGAGAGUAUACUUGAGUAACUGAUUGCAAGUAGAGCUGUCACUCUAGAUUUUUCCUGACAGAGGUUCUCUUCAGCAUCUGUAUGGUGUACAGAAAUUUAGCAUGUGAGCUUCUCAUUACCGUGUUGUGGAAAAACAAUUACUUGUUGAAUUUCUGGCUGUUGUGCUUAUAACAUUGCCUCUGUCAGGGAAAAAAAACAAAAACCCCUGUGAUAACUCUCAAUAAACAGGUGGCCAAAACCAUUAAUUUGACAAUUUUCACAUUCAAACUUGGGCAGACUACAAAAGCCUUUUCGUGAAAAUGUUUUGCCCAUGGAUACGCUAAUGACAAGGGUCUUUCUUAUGCCCAUAACAAUGAAUGAGAAAACAAGAAAACAAACCACGAAAGGAAUGUUGCCCAUUGAAGUCCCUUGAGUUGGAGGAACUGGUGAAAUAGUAGCCGUGAGGCAGCCACGGGACAUUGCAAUCCACCUGCGGGUGAAAAAGAAAUGAAACCCUUGGUGAUCAUUCCCUCCUGGAGAAGGACUCCAAAGGACUCAAGAGCACUGGUGUGGCUGACUGCAAGCACUACCAGACAACGUGCUGAUCAGAAGCAUGGAGAGAGGGGGAGUUUCUUCAUUGUAGGCGGACAGAGAAGACUUGCUGCCUGCUGAGCGUGCGGAAAGAGAGCUGUUAGCAGAACCGGAAGGUUAAUCACAACACACAACACCAUAGCACAGUUAAAUGGGAAAUAAGGAAUCUUUCUGGCAGAAUGGUUGCUGUGUAUGAAAAUGACUGGUGGGUUUUGCUCCUGCCCCUUCACUACUAAUACUGUCCAACUGGCCUCCAAAUAAGGUUAAAACCACCAAUAUCUGGACUUCCAAGGGAUGUGAGGGGUUCAUGGCUGGAAAUCUGGAUAUUUGUAUCAAAAUUUAGAAGGGAUGAGAUUUUGCCACAUUUGGGUGUGCAAAUACCAUCCUUUUGUGAAGAACGGGGGGGGGGACUCUUUUCAAAUUCAAUAAUUUGAGUAGAUUGAACCCAAAUUUCAGCAAUCUAAACAAAACCUAUUCUGUCUUUUGAUUUGUCUCUUACAAAUGGAAUCAAUAAUAUCUGCUUGCUUUUGGAUUUCAAGAAAUUUGUAUAGCACUAUUCAAUAUCCCAUCCUCAGUGGGACUUUAGCAGCAGUGAUGAACAUUUAUCUUUCCUCCUGACCAUUCAGGAUAUGCAAAUCUGUGUCCAAAGCCAGGACUAAGCUUUGAGUGAGACGUUUGAUACCAAAACAGCUGGAUUUGUUCCCAAUUCUAUUUAGGACAUGGAAAGGUGAAAAGUGCUUUGUUUACUUCAUGCAUUUGGGUGCAGGUUGGUUUGAUUAUUUAGUAGUGCCUUUCCAUGCCUCUGGAAAAAUCCUUGGGGAAACUGUGCUCAUAUAAUCAGAACAACAACCUUUGCCAAGUCCCUCCUGCUCCACUCAUGCCUAACAGAUCUUCUAAGGUAACAAUAAUGACCACCUAUGUCAAUCAAAAAUGCUUUUAGGACAGGAGGAGUAGGUAUCACUGUCCCUUUUAGGGAUUCUGUACUAUAAAGGUUUCUGAAUGGGAUUCUCUGCCACUAAAAGGUGGAGGAAAGGUGUGGACUCUUAGCACUGGUGGAAGGGGUUUUGCUGUUGGGGAUCUGAGAUGUGUUUUUGCCAUAAUCCUGACAUCUGUGACCCAUGUCCAGUAUCUGGGCGAUCCAUACAGUCCACUAAAGGGGGAAAAAUCAUUUAAGGAUUUCAUCUCUGCCCACCACUUUCAACAUAGUUAAUGUCUGUGAGUGGACAGAUUACUUGACCAGAAAUUGAUACUAGGAAAAAUACUUCUUUCCUUCCCCAUGGAUCAUGGGGACACCUCAAAUGGCAUUCAUAUAUCUCUUAUAUUCUGGGAUAAUGGCCAGUCUGAGAAGGAGAGACCACCAAAAUUGCUACUCUAAUUUCUACUAGAGUAGCUUGGGCAUGCCAAAAAUGAACUGUCCUAAUAACCAGAACCUUUUAGCUAAGCUAAGCUCCUUGGAACAGGUAGUGCACAGUGAGAGGCAAGCCCCCCCCCCCCCCCCCCCCCGCCCAUGUCCUUUGUUUGCCAAAAAGAGGAUUGGAACUGCUUUGCUCACUCAAGGGCUGGUAGCACGCUUUGUCUCUAGAGGAUAUGUGGGACAUUUCCAAGACAGAAUAAUUUGGGACUGGGGAGAGGCAGAGAAAUUUCAUAGCUUGUGAUUUCAGAAACAAACACAUGCCCGCACACCCCUAUUGUCCAAAAUAGAUUGAAAGGAAGAAGCAGAGGGAGAGGCACAUAAAAUCUAUAUAGCAUACAAAAGGGCAGGAGCAAUGCUGGACACAUGGGGAAAAGAAACAGGGCACAAGUUAAUGGAUUUAUACUAGUUUAAUUGACAUGCUUUCUCCAAAAAAUCUUGGGGGUUUCGUUUUGGUGAGGUGCUGAGAAUUUAAUGGUAGACACUCCUAGGUCCCCUCAAAAAAUGACAGUUUCCAGGAUUUCUAGAAACAGGAAGUCACUAUGGAAUCAUUAUUAGUUUUUGCUGUAGCUAUGCCCUGAAUUGCAUGCAAUUAAAAGUUUCUGCUAAAAAGCCCCCUUUUCCCAUAAAUGAUAGAGAUAGUAUCUUGGUACUUUUGGACUGGUUUCAUCAAAACCAUCUUGAAUUCAUUUCUUUCCUUUUUAAAUAACAUUUUCCCUGAUUUCCACACACACCCCUCCCCAAAAUGCAUUUUCUUUCUUUAUGUGUCUUUUUGUCGUUGCUGUUGUUUCCUGAAACUUGAAAACUUUUCCCUGCAUAGAAAGUUAAGAGACCUUCAGGACAAGGAAAGCCCUUUGACUUCCCAUCCCUGGGGGUGCACGUGGAGUCUAGGUAUUGUAAUCAGGAGGAAUGGCUGCAAGGGAAUAUUACCAUCUGGCAGCCCAUUUGCAGGCUUGCUUGCAAGGGUUUUUCUCAAAGGCUCAAAACCUCUGGGGACAAUGCAGACAAAACCUCUGUGGCCCUUUCCCCACUCACCUUUGCCCGAGGCUCUGCGCGGUGUCGUCGAAAGGCGCCAGAAAUUCCGCGCGUCGAGGGGGCGCGAGAGAAGCAGCUUUGGGGUGGCUGUGUUCUCGCCGCCCCUGAAGUGGGGAGGGCAGCUGAACCCCGCGCUACUUUAGGAGAGUAGCGCGGGGCUUAAGGAAAGUGGGGAAAGGGCCACAGUCUUUGGCCAUUAGAAAACAAACUCAUCUAGAUUGCUUACAUCAGCACUUAAAAAGUCUCACCUGAAAGAUAGGACUCCUGUCCUAUCUAAACCUCCUGAAAAACUGCCACGAUUCUGGAGCUUUUUUAAAAAAAUCCCCUUGUCAAGAAGAUCAUUCUUGCACAGUUGACCAGGAAAGCAUAUGCCAUCUUUCAAAGCCUAAGAAUUGUUUGCUUCCAGUGGAGAGUAGGGACCAUGCCAGCAGAAAGGUUGUGAAACAGGAUAGCAGCCUUUGAUGCCAUUAAGAGGAUUCAAGCGGACCGCCGGCAUGACCUGUGCAGAAUGUGAUCACCGUCAGACUGUUUAGAAAUAAGGCUUGUGAGAAUCCUGGGAGCAAAGGCUGCAGGAGAUGCAAUUACAGCUAGAACUCAAGCUAGAAAUCAGUGAUGGCAGACUGGGUUGGGGAGAAGCAGUGGCUUAGUGAAGGAGCCUCUGUUUUGCCUGCAGAAGGUCCAGAUCCAAUUUCCUGGACAGCCACUUGCAGCCAGGAAUGUCCAGAAUCAAGGCCCAGAGGCCCGGCUGGGCCAUUUUGAUGCCCUGCUAAAACAGAACUUGAGCUCUGAUCGCAAUUAUCCAGGUAUUUAUGACUACAUGAGAGACCCAUUUCCUAACAUGUAGUUUUAGAAGUAAUAAUGUAAGAGUCUAUUGAGAAUAAUCAUGCUUGAAUUCAAGCAAGUAAAAGUUCUGAAACUUCUCACAUGAGGAAAUCAAACAUUAGAAUGACUUUUUAAAAUCUUUACCUACCUACCAGUACUUUUUCGCCAAGUCCAUGAAUGUCUUCUGAUAUAUUAGCAUCUAGCAAUCCAUUCUUAAAGAUAUCAAUGUUAGUCCCUGUUGUGUCACUCAAUGCUAUAUAUAAAAAUUAUGUUGAAACUCAAUGCCAUCAGCACUGUAAAUGUGCUUUAGUUCAAACAGCCUUCCCUCUUUGCCUCUGGUUGGCCAACAGGCACUUAAAAUUCCUUCUGCGCUGCCGUUCUCCCCAGGAGAACCUAAGAGUGCAAUCCAGUUUUGGGGGUGGGGGUACUGUGGCAGAUGGGGACAGCGUGGUGAUGGUCAUGCUGCCUCCCCAGGGGGCUUCAGGUGGGAUGGAAAUAAGGGAAAGUUGAAAUCCCUCUGGCUGUCCAAAUCACCCCAUAGAAUAAAUAGGCUUACACCACAUUUUUGUGCAGCGUAAGUCUGCCGGACUGGGGAGUGGUGUUUUGGGGCUGGAAUGGUGGUAGAAGCCCGCCAAGGAGCCUGACGCUGGUGUUUUUGCUCUCUCUGCUGACAUAUGUGCCCCUAACGCCAGCAAAGGAGGCAAAUGCAUUGGUGCAGCCCUCUGCUGCUCCCACAGCCCAACCUCCCCCCCCCACCCCGCAUCUGGAUUGGGCUGCCCAUUGCCUAAGUUCAAAAGUGCUCAGGAGAGUCUUUCCAUUGUUGCCCAAAGGUUCACUGGAGGCAGGUUAUUUCCUUCCAGUCAGGAGCCUUUCUGCCAGUGUAGUCAAUCACGGUAGAGGGCAACGAGGGGGAAAAAACUGAUGACAAAGCAGUGGGGAAACUCCCUUCAGGGCCUGGAUCUGGGGCAGAAAGAGGAGACAUGUUGGAAAAUGCUGAAGAAAGCAUUAGUGAGCUCCAUUCUCUGUCCCAGCUUUCGCUUUUCAAAGUUUUGAGACACAGGUGGGAAUCAAGAGCAUAUGGAGAUCUCAAGGGGGCCUCGCUGUGGCUUAUGUUCCCUAUGAAAAACAGUAUCCUGAAAAGCAAAGACCUCCUUCCAGGCUGAGAUGUUCCUUGGCAGUGCCGCAGUGGGCAGUUUUAUUUUGAAACCACUAGUACAAGAGCAUAUUGCACUAUUUCUCCACUUCAUCUCCUGUCUGUUUCUCUCUCCCUCUCCCCUCCUCUUUUAACAGAGCGUCUAUAUUUACGCAGUUGACAGGCCACUGCUGUCCCAGGUUACCCUUCCCGGUAUGAGCAUCUUGGCUAAUGGCCAGGAUGCCUCCCAUCGCUCCAUUUCCAACUCCGCCCACUCUAAGCCCCACCCCACCACUGGGACUGCUCUUCUGCAAUGGAGUGACCACCCACGCUAGCACAAUUAACGACAAACAAGAUUCCGAGUUUCCUGCCUGGUUUUUUAUCAUUACGCAAAAUACUCACAACACAUUUUACAGUAGCUUUUAAUAGCUUUACGUACAUUCAGUAGCUCUGUGGAUAUUUCUUUUCCUCUUGCAGUAAACAAGAAUAUUCAUACUCUUACCGGUGGGGGGAAAAGGCAGUUUGUGAAAAACUGACAAUGGAUGAGGAGUGUAAUGCUCUGUUUAGCCUUUUGUACUUUAAGAAAAAAAAGAAUCUCACAUUUUAUUAAAAGGUGAAGAUUGCUGUAUACUAUUUAUUCAACUUAUAAUUUAUGUUACUCUUUGAUCUUUGUCUUUUCUCAUGACAAAGCAUUUAUUUAAUAAAGUUAUGCAUUCAGUUA
Molecule: messenger RNA, 8435 nt
Organism: Sphaerodactylus townsendi
Lineage: Eukaryota; Metazoa; Chordata; Lepidosauria; Squamata; Sphaerodactylidae
Gene: IGFBP5
Product: insulin like growth factor binding protein 5
Exons: 4
Coding region: 724-1536 (270 amino acids)
Biological process (GO): regulation of insulin-like growth factor receptor signaling pathway
Cellular component (GO): extracellular region
Molecular function (GO): fibronectin binding; insulin-like growth factor II binding; insulin-like growth factor I binding
Source: RefSeq, a predicted model, not a curated record